Messenger RNA from Arabis nemorensis, 1113 nucleotides. The record is from the annotation of a GenBank genome assembly. Lineage: Eukaryota; Viridiplantae; Streptophyta; Magnoliopsida; Brassicales; Brassicaceae.
AUGAGGAAGAAAGAAAUGGAAGAGAGGAGAGAGAGGAGGAUAAUCAUGUUCCCUUUACCAUUGACCGGACACUUGAACCCUAUGAUCGAGCUCGCCGGAAUAUUCCACCACCGUGGCUUCUCCGUCACGAUCCUCCACACUUCUUUCAACUCUCCCGAUCCAUCUCGCCACCCACGCUUCACUUUCCGAACCAUCCAUCACAACAAAGAAGGAGAAGAACAGGACCCUCUGUCUCAACAAGAGGUUCGGGCUAUGGACCUCUUCGCCCUCAUUCGUGUGAUGAAACAAAGUUACGCCGAGCCGUUUCAGGUUGGAGUUCCAAGAGUGGUGUUGAGGACUACUAGUGUGGCCUCGGUUUGUGCUUUUGCCGCUUUCCCUCUACUUAGAGAGAAGGGUUACCUUCCUAUACAAGAUUAUACGUUAGAUGAUCCAGUGAUAGAGCUUCCACCUUUGAAAGUCAAGGAUCUUCCGGUAAUAGAAACAAAGGACCCGGAGGAACUAUACCGAAUAAUGAAAGAUAUGGUGGAAGGAGCUAAGUCUUCUUCAGGAGUCAUAUGGAACACAUUCGAAGAUCUUGAAAGACUCCAACUCAUUGAUUUGAGCCGCAACUUCCAAGUUCCCUUCUUCCCAAUCGGACCAUUUCACAAAUAUAGCGAGGAUCUUCCAUCGACAAAAAAUAACAAAGAAGACUAUGCAAUAACCGAUUGGCUCGACAAGCAAGAGCCAAAGUCAGUGGUCUAUGCGAGUUUUGGUAGCCUUGCUGCUAUAGAAGAGAAGGAGUUUCUUGAGAUUGCUUGGGGACUAAGAAACAGCGAACAACCAUUCUUGUGGGUGGUUAGGCCGGGGUUGGUCCGAGGGGUCGAGUGGCUGCCUUGCGGGUUUAUGGAAAACAUUGGACAGAAGGGGAAAAUUGUGAAAUGGGCGAAUCAAUUAGAGGUAUUGGCGCAUCCCUCUCUUGGAGCAUUUUGGACGCAUUGUGGGUGGAAUUCGACGCUAGAGAGCAUAUGUGAAGGCAUUCCAAUGAUAUGUACACCAUGUUUCACGGAUCAGCGUGUGAGCGCGAGGUACAUUGUCAGAUGUAUGGCGAGUUGGGAUAAUGUUGGAACGAAGUAA